AAGUGAUUGAAGCCAGAUUUGAAUCAAGGAUCUCCCAUCUCUUGGCCUGGCUCUUUAUUCAUUGAGUCACCUAGCCAUCCCUAGAAAAAUAUGUUAAUAGUAAACAUUCAAAGGGAUGGGAAUCCAGUCCAGUUCUGGACCUUUCAUGCUAUUAUUGACUGGGAGCAAGGCACAGUGAAUGUCCCUCAGAGGACCAGAAAAAAAUGGUCCAUUUUAGCAAUCUGUUGUCUAAUCAUGUUGGGUCUCCAAGGAUUUGCAGCCACUGGUACCAUUUUGAAAAGGGAGAAGUCCCUCAGAGUGGAGGGUAAAGCUUUCCUCUCUUGAAUACAAUCCUUCUUUGCUGGGCAUAGUAACAAAACUGAAUGUCUGCACAUUGGUGUUUCACUGGAGAAAGGAAAACCCUAAAUGCUGGUCAAUGGCACUGAGCUGGAGAAGCUUCCAUCUUCCUCUUCCUUCAUCUUUUUUCUCCUUCCUUUUUCUAUCUCCUUGUAAGACUCUUUCCCAAACCUGUAUUUCUGAGGUUUGCCUCUACUUUGUGCAGUUCCAAGGCCUCCUAUGAUCAGUCUCAUAUCUCAAAUUCUGGGGGGAUCAUGGUGGCUUCUUACACUUGUGGCAAGACAAAAUCAAGACUGCUUUCCUUUUGACCUUUGAUGGUUCAUCAGUAUAAUUGCCCUGCUCAUUGCCAGUGAGCAUGACCAGGCCAUGCCUAUGAAUAUCAGGAUUCCCGACAGCAGUUUGCACAAACUCUGAUGGCCUGGAGGGUGGCCAUGCAGUAAGACUGCCAGCAGAGAAGAGCUAUGAGGCAAAAGUGAGAGAUAAUGGGAGAGUGCCUGGCAUCGAAUCACCGACUGAUGGGAAAGGCUGACAAAUGACCGUAAGCCUUAAAAGAGCAGCUCAAUUUAAGACAAGAGUGGUCUGCCAGGGCCAGCUUUUAAACAGCCAGCACUUAAAACAUGACUUCAUUGAGAGCAAAAUGAAUUCACCCCUGGUGAGCCAAGAGGGCAUCUGUUGGGUCAGUCCAAGAAGUCAAAAUGAAUGAAGAACAGAAAGUUGACUGGUUGCAGCCAGAAGGCACAAAAUUAUUGAUCUUGGUUGCAGGACCAGAAAUCCUCUUUCAUUUCCACUUGGGUCGCUGAGUCUGUUAAGAAGGGUGGAAAUCUGGAAGGACUGGUGGAUCAUAAUGGCUGACAUUCGUAAUGGCACUUGGGAGCAUUUUACAAACAGUAAAUGAGAAAAGGGAGCCUCAGAGAAGCUCAAUGGAUGCUCUUGGUCCCAAGGGCAUGAGGCAUGAUUCAGGUCAAGUCAAACAGCAUUGAUUAAGCGCUAAUUGUGUGCUGUGCACCCAGAGGAGACCUGAAUACAGACCUUGUUGUCUCCCGGUCAAUUAUACCACAACGACAGCUGAUGUGGGACAGAUAGAAUGUCAGAGAUGAAAGGGUUGGUCCCUCAGGGGCUACAGUUGGCCAGUCAGACACAGUGGAAAGAGCUGGAGAGAGUGCUGGGCUUGGGAUCAAGAAAAGCCAAGGCUUAAUUCUGCUUCAGCCACUUGCUUUGUGAUCUCAGGCAAAUCCUCUCUGCCUCUGUUUUCUCAUCUGUAAAAUGGGGAUCAUGAGAGCACCUACUCUGUAGUGAGGGUAGAAUGCGAAGAAGACACUGGUAAAGCCCCUCAGACCCCAUAUAAAUUAUAUUCCUAUUCUAGGGCCAUUGCUGGAGGGGAUCUCUGAGGUCACCCAGGCCAGCCCUUUCUUCAAGGUCACGUGGGGAGUAGGCCAGGGAGCUGGGUCCUUUGACUUCCUGUAAGAACUUUGAGGCCCGGGGAGACGCCUUGACGAGAGUAGUGAAUGUGCAGCCCGGCUGGUCGCUGACCGAAGGCAGGGGCUCUCUAAGCCCGCUCUUGUUUUCAACCUUUUCCUUCUGUCUCAGAAUCAAUAAGAUGUAUUGAUUCCAAGGCAGAAUGGCAGCAACAGCAUGGCCAUGGGGGUCAAGUGACUUGUUAAAGAUCACUCAGCCAGGUAGUCUGAGGUCAAAGCCCGCCCCUCUUCACUCUGGUACUUCCUCCUGGUAAUCGUCUCCGGUGGGCGCCGGCCCUGAACUAUGUGCGCAUGCGCACUGCUGGUCCUGCCCGCUUCUCUCCCACCGAAUUGCAAUCUCAGUGCUUGGGAGGCGCUUUUUAAAUGCUUUUGAUUUAAGCAUUAAAACGAUAGACGUUAAUUAAAUCAAUUAACCAUUAAACAAAUAAUCGACUGAAAAAUUAGUAGUUUGGCAGAGAGGGGCACUGAGGCUCUGACACAUAACUUCGGCGCAGGUUCGGAUUCGGCCUUUACCUCUACUGGCGCUAUGACGCAGGCCCACCCGGAUUCCUCCUCCUUCCCCAUUCCCGAAGCCUGGGUUCACGUGAGAGGUUUCAUCACGUGACCGAGUUCCGACCGGCACGCGAAGUCAUGUGACAGUAGGCAGCUGUAGGAGAGCGAUGGAGGACGAUGUGAAUCGCGCUCUGCUGGAAGCAGAGCCGGAGCUCUCGGCCCCCGGGCCUGGAGCCGGGGCCGGACCCGAAGCCGAGGCUGAGGCCGGGGCCAGGGUCGUCCCCCAGCUCGCGAUCUGCGACCCAGCCCACCUGGCGCAUCGGCUGCUGGCGCUGGUAUUCAUGUGCUUCCUGGGCUUCGGCAGCUAUUUUUGCUAUGAUAAUCCAGCAGCCCUCCAGAUCCAGAUUCAAAAUGACAUGCACCUGAGCACUGCACAAUUCAUGCUUCUGUAUUCUUGGUACUCUUGGCCCAAUGUGAUUCUGUGUUUCUUUGGUGGCUUUUUAAUAGAUCGGGUAUUUGGAAUCCGGUGGGGCUCCAUUAUAUUUAGCUUCAUUAUUUGUAUUGGACAGGUUGUUUUUGCCUUGGGUGCAAUACUUAAUGCCUUUUGGCUGAUGCAGUUGGGCAGAUUUAUAUUUGGGAUUGGUGGGGAGUCCCUAGCAGUUGCACAAAAUACCUAUGCUGUGAGUUGGUUUAAGGGCAAGGAAUUAAACCUGGUAUUUGGACUCCAGCUUAGCAUGGCUAGAAUUGGGAGUACCGUCAACCUGAACGUCAUGGGAUGGCUGUACCACAGGAUAGCCACUCUGAUUGGCUCCCCGGGCCACACGACCCUUGGGGUCACCCUGAUGAUAGGGGGUGUAACCUGUGUCUUUUCACUAUUAUGUGGCUUGAUUCUGGCAUUCAUGGACUGGAGAGCAGAGAAAAUCCUUCAUAAAGAAGAAGGAAAAACUGGUGAAGUUAUCAAAAUAAGAGACAUGAAGGACUUCUCAUUGUCCCUGUGGAUUAUAUUUUUAAUUUGUGUAUGGUAUUAUGUGGCCAUAUUUCCUUUUAUUGGACUUGGCAAGCUCUUCUUUAUAGAGAAAUAUAAAUUGUCCCCACGCACCGCAAGUGCAAUCAACAGCAUUGUGUACGUCAUCUCGGCUCCCAUGUCUCCCGCCUUCGGGUUUCUGGUGGACAAGACGGGCAGGAACAUCUUGUGGGUUCUCUUUGCGGUGGUGGCCACGCUGGCUUCCCACGCCAUGCUGGCCUUCACCUUCUGGAAUCCGUGGAUCGCCAUGUGUCUGCUCGGCGUCUCCUACUCGCUUCUGGCCUGCGCACUGUGGCCGAUGGUGGCGUUUAUCAUUCCCGAACACCAGCUGGGGACGGCGUACGGCUUCAUGCAGUCCAUCCAGAACCUGGGCCUGGCCAUUAUGGCCAUCGUUGCCGGUGAAAUCUUGGAUCACUGGGGCUAUUUGUACCUGGAGAUAUUCUUCAUCGCCUGCGUUUCUGUGUCCCUCCUGUCCGUGGUUCUGCUGUAUUUGGUGGACUGCUCUCGAGGAGGAACCCUGAACUGUUCUGUCAAGCAGAGGGCGGAUCUGUCCAAGUCGACGCAUGCCGAGUAAGUGCCGGGGCGCGAGGGGCAGUGGGGGGCGGGCCUGCGGCGGCUGCUUCCCCCUUCGGGCCGACUCCCCGAAGACCCUCCUUCCCGUGGACGGACAUCCCGUUGUUACGGCGAGCCCCGAGCCUGGAGCUUUCCUGGGGAGCAGCUGACCAAGCCCAGAGCCUCUGACCCCACGUGUGGACGUCAGGCGCGCCCCGUGGCGUGGCUCUGAGCUGCAGGAAGGGAGGGAAGCUCCGGUGUGCCCGCGGGUGCUGGCUCCGAGCGCCCUCGCUGCCGAGGCGGCCUCCGCCGGGCUCAGCCGUACGUUCUCUUGGAAAAUGGCCCUCGAAGACGCGCGCACAAGCCGAGCUUUGAUCCGAGGCCCCGUCGUGAGAGCGGCCUCGGGAGCCCCGAAGUCGUCGUCGGCCGCCAUUCUCGCUGCUCUGGAACUUCUCUGGAUGGACCUGGAUGGCGGGGCCGAGGAGGGCUCGAGACCCUCAGAGGCCAUUGGAGUGACUUCAGGGCAGUUACGAGGAAAGGCCAUUCCGGAAGGCCUCUUUCCCCGGCUCUGCCUCAGAGGCGUCUCGUGGCACGUGAUGCUCCGUCGAGCCGCCCGCCUGUCUGUCCUGCUGUCCCGCUCUUAGCUCGGCCUCUGUCCCCCGCAAUGAUCCAGCAUCCCUUUUAAGAAGGCCCAGCUCUGCCUCCUGGCUGCCGGCCCUCGCCUCCGCGGCCUGGAUUGAGCCCCUUUCCCGGGGGGUCCGGAGGGCCUGCGACGUCUGGCCGACGUCCCGGGGCUCUCUGGCAGGGAGCUUGCUCUGAUGGGGAGGCUCAAGUCUCCUGCGUUUGGGCCCUGGUCUGGGAGGGGGACCGAGACCUGCCAUCAUUCAUUUCGUCUUCUGCCCUGUCCAACCCCCGCCUUCUUCCGAAGGAGAGGAAAGGCUCGGCCCAGACAGCUCGCUGUUCAGGGACCUUCUUUUUUUUUUAAUUUUAAAAAUUUCAUAUUUUAUUUCUUGAAAGAAGGCUUUUUUUUUACCAAAACAUGAGAACACAGGGAUCCCUACAAAAUAGCUCAAUUACAUGCUUAUGUAGUUUAUAGAAAUUAUUCACAGCAUUUAUAUGAAACACAGUCUAGGUUACCUCCCUGCUCAGGCUGGAUUGUCCCCUCCCAGAUUCCCGAGUAGUCUGUGCAGGUUUGCACUUCUAGUUCGUGGGCCUCGGGGACCUUCUUCAAGGGCACGGAGGAGCCAUUUAUUCUGAGAGGGCCUUUGGGGAAGGCGGAGAUGCCUCAGGAUGGCCUGACAUAAACGUGGGCCUGCCGAGCCCAUCAGAAAAGUCCCGUCUGCCUGGAAGUUGAUUUCAUGUGGACUUCGUUGAACGACCAGCUGAGGGCUCUGAUCUAGGAGCUCGUUUUCAGCCCUAGUCUGAGACGAGGGUAGGGCUCCAAGCGUGUUACUCAGUUCAGACCUUUUGGUGAGCAGCUUUUAGACGUUGUGUUUUAAGCCUUUAACGUUUUUAACUUCGUUUGGUGGGUCGUCUUGGCCAGAGAGUUCAUCUGUAGGCGGCCAGCCUGCUGGGGGUGGCCUCCCUGGGUAUAGCAAGGCUGGCCCUUGGGUCCUUCUGUCGGCCCCACACCUGAAGGGAGCCUCUCUGGCAGCCACAACAACGUGCCAGAACUUGGAGUCAUUUCCAGGCCAUUUUGGCGGGUGCGUCUCUGCUCUGACUAACGUGCUGGGAUAAGGGGUCCCCGUGGCCAUUGGACGUAAGCCAGCUUGCCGAGUCCUGCCUCGACUCCUCAGUACAACGAUGGCUGCCUGGAGGGGCUGGGGGCUGGCAGCUCGUCCUGGGGAGACGUUUGUAUAGUGUCGCCUGCGUUAGAGGUAUUUGAGCCGAGGGCCGUGUGGGGUUCCAUCUGCCACCGCCGGAAAGCCCAGAAGGAUGCUGUUCGAACUCUGCCGGCUCAGGCAGGGAGCCUCUUCGUGUGCACCGGGCUUUGGCCUUGGCAGAGGAGGACAGAAAAUGGGAGUGUUGGACCCCGCUACGACUGAGGCUCCUCAUGCUUAUUAGGGUCCUUCUUGGGGUCCUUGUGACUGCUGGUCUCUUCUCCACUCAUUUUAAUGUGUUUUUGCAGAUGAAUUUGAAGAGCAGCCACCCACGAGUGAGGCAGCUGUCCAUGGUGCCCAGGAGAGCUGGCUACUUGGGAAGGAAGGAAUGGUCUGGAAGCAGAGGCCUAGCAAUGUGCACAAGGACCUUUAAAGGAAGAAACUUCUGCCUCUUUCACAGCUUCCUCCCAAAGUCUUUUGUGUAAGAGGGCAAAUUCUCCUAGAUCGUGUCUUCUGCGGAGGAGUUCCCUUGAACCGCUUGCUAAUAACUUCUUCAGUGCCCAAGUCUGACAGUGUACUUUGGAAAGCCUCCCUAAACUUUGCCGGGGCAGUGAGUGAGUAAUAGGGGAGAAGACAGGCUCUUCUGCUGAAGGGCCUUUUCUCUAGGUCCUCUCGUUUUUUAUUUUUUUUAAUUCUGUGUGUAGUAAAAGGUCAAAAGUUAUUCCAGAUCUGGAAAUUUUAGUAGGUUACCUAUUUAUAAACCAAAACCAAACAAUCCAACAGCCCCCAACCCACCAGAAGCACCUCAGAGUUUUAUAUCAAAUAAAAUGGAGUAUAAUCUGAUGUGUAUAUUUACUUCUGUUUUUAUAAUGGGAAAUGUGCAGGUAAAAGCUAUUGUUACUAAGGGAAAAUUCACUAAUAAUCAUGACUAUUAUCUCCUUAACUAAGUAAAGCUAUUUUAAAAUUUCUUAAGCUCUCUUUAACUUAGAACAGUCCUGUUAGCAAAAUAUUUUUUACAUUUCCUGUAAUGACUAAAAUAUCGAUGGAUUAAGAUGACAAUUGUGUACCAUUACAAGUAUAUAAAAAAUUAUAAAAGGAAAAA
Messenger RNA from Monodelphis domestica (gray short-tailed opossum), 6801 nucleotides. RefSeq names its product major facilitator superfamily domain containing 1 (gene MFSD1). Lineage: Eukaryota; Metazoa; Chordata; Mammalia; Didelphimorphia; Didelphidae. Gene Ontology annotation, cellular component: lysosome. Gene Ontology annotation, molecular function: transmembrane transporter activity. The record is from RefSeq and is a predicted model, not a curated record. Gene Ontology annotation, biological process: transmembrane transport.